Lipotes vexillifer (Yangtze River dolphin) is the source of this 1813-nucleotide messenger RNA. RefSeq names its product RIO kinase 1 (gene RIOK1). Lineage: Eukaryota; Metazoa; Chordata; Mammalia; Artiodactyla; Lipotidae. The coding region runs from base 95 to 1813 and encodes 572 amino acids. Gene Ontology annotation, molecular function: ATP binding; protein serine/threonine kinase activity. The record is from RefSeq and is a predicted model, not a curated record. The transcript has 17 exons.
GUUGGAUCGGCGGAUAAAACCGUCCCUGGGCCGUUCUUGCCCCGGCUCAGGGCGAGCGGCCGCCGGUGGCGCUGAGGCUCGGCGCGCUUCUGUCAUGGACUACCGGCGGCUGCUGAUGAGUCGGGUGGUUCCGGGGCAGUUUGACGACGCCGACUCCUCGGACAGUGAAAACGUUGACUUGAAGACUGUCAAAGAGGAAGGUGAUAUUCUGUUUGAAGACCUUCAGAAUAACGUGGAUGAGAAGAUCGGUGAAGGUGAGAUGGAAAGGGAGGAAGAGGAGGAUUAUGACGACGAUGACUGGGACUACGACGAUGGAUUUGGAAAACUGGUCAGGUGCUCAGCCUCAGGUGGAGGGAGUAACCUGCAGGCAAAUCGACAGACUCCCAGCUGCAAUUCAGCCAAAAUGUCUACUCCAUCAGACAAGGUCUUACGGAAAUUUGAGAAUAAAAUUAAUCUAGAAAAACUAUACGUUACUGAUUCUGUCAUAAACAAAGUCACGGGAAAGUUUAGACAAAAGGAAGCAGAUAUGUAUCGCAUCAAAGAUAAGUCGGACAGAGCAACUGUAGAACAGGUGUUGGAUCCCAGAACACGAAUGAUACUGUUCAAGAUGUUGACGAGAGGAAUCAUAUCAGAGAUCAAUGGCUGCAUUAGCACAGGGAAAGAAGCUAAUGUAUAUCAUGCUCGCACAGCAAAUGGAGAGAGCAGAGCAAUCAAAAUUUAUAAAACUUCUAUUCUGGUGUUCAAAGACCGGGAUAAGUAUGUCAGUGGGGAAUUCAGGUUUCGUCAUGGCUACUGUAAAGGCAACCCCAGAAAAAUGGUGAAAACGUGGGCAGAAAAGGAAAUGAGGAACUUAAUCAGGCUAAACACAGCAGAGAUCCCGUGCCCAGAACCUAUCCUGCUGCGAAGUCAUGUUCUCGUCAUGGGUUUCAUUGGCAAAGACGACAUGCCAGCGCCGCUCUUGAAAAACGUCCAGUUAUCAGAAUCCAAGGCUCGGGAGUUGUAUGCGCAGGUGAUCGAGUACAUGAGGAGAAUGUACCAGGACGCCAGGCUCGUGCACGCGGAUCUCAGUGAAUUCAACAUGCUGUACCAGGGCGGAGGCGUGUGCAUCAUUGAUGUUUCUCAGUCCGUGGAGUACGACCACCCGCAUGCCUUGGAGUUCUUGAGGAAGGACUGCGCCAACGUCAACGGUUUCUUUCUGAAGCAUGGGGUCGCCGUGAUGACUGUGCGAGAGCUCUUUGAAUUCAUCACGGAUCCGUCAGUUACACAUGAGAACAUGGACGCGUAUCUGGCAAAGGCCAUGGAAAUAGCAUCUCAAAGGACCAAGGAGGAAAGGUCCAGCCAAGAUCAUGUGGAUGAAGAGGUGUUUAAGCGAGCUUAUAUUCCUAGAACCUUGAAUGAAGUGAAGAAUUAUGAGAGGGAUAUGGAUAUAAUGAUGAAACUGAAGGAAGAGGACAUGGCCAUGAACACCCAGCAGGACAACAUUCUGUACCAGACUGUCACGGGACUGAAGAAGGAUUUGUCAGCAGUUCAGAAGGUCCCUGCACUCCUAGAAAAUCAAAUUAAGGAAAGUCAAGUUAAGGAAAAGACUUGUUCUGAUUCAGAAGAUGCCAGAAGCUCUCAGUGUUCUGACACAGACUCUGAAGACCAGGGAGACAACGCCUGCUCCAGGAAGCCCACUGCUGACCUUGAAGUUGAUAAAAAGGAAAGAAAAAAGAUGGUCAAGGAAGCCCAGAGAGAGAAAAGAAAAAACAAAGUUCCUAAACAUGUGAAAAAAAGAAAGGAGAAGACAGCCAAGACGAAAAGGGGCAAAUAG